AUGCGCGUAUUAGGUUUUACAUUUGGACAAAAUCACGCCCUGGCGAAUAAAUAUGGCUUCAACAACAAACAAUUAAUACCACCUCAAUCCAUAUCUGGACGAGCGGGACGCCAGCAAUUGAAUAAUCGUGGGAAAAAUCAGCUAAGGGGACCCGCUGCUUCUUCCAGUCCGUACGCCAAUGGACCGACUGGUGUUAUCAUGCACGAGAUGGAUGAAGCUGAGGAUGGAUGUUAUUGGAAUGAUGGUGUUGUAGAUCCGAUGUUUAACGACAUUCCCAUGAUUGCAAAUGGAGUGUGUCGAACGGGUCGUCGAUUACCGAUCACUCAGUCCGCUGUUCGUCCAGGCUAUCCUUCCGUGGACGAAGAUUCCGGUUGGAUGUCUCACUCAUCGACACAGUUAAAUCACGACAGUGAAUUUCAGUCACGUGUGUUCGGACGGCGCAGACAUCUUCCUCGAUCUCCUCGGGAUCCGCUGGAACUAGACCGACCACCCUCACCUGCUUAUUCGUACGCCGGUGUGGAUCCAGUCGUUCCGGGUGACUACAAUGGUGUCGUCCCCGAUGUUUCCGAAGUGGAGGAUUAUGAUUCUGAUCCUUUGGGCUAUAACAGUCGACCAAAAUCGGGUAGGUAUCGGUCGGGUGUUAUUCAAAGACAGAUCACUGGUCCAUACGAGUGGACAGACGAGCAACCAAUUUGGUACGACAUGGAAGAUCAGACAGUUCACAGAGAUCAGGUAUACGAAGAACGCCCUAUCAGACGUCGACCGCGUUCACGAAAUCAUCGAUUCUAUUCAGAACCGGACUCGGCUGAUCCGAUGAUGCCCGAUGACGCGUACAGACCUGAGUGGAUCAACGAUGGAAUGUUGUCUGACUUCAGUCUGAUGGAACAGGAUUGGGCAAAAGACCGCUCGACAAUGGCCAAUGAUCGAGUACCUCCCACGGAACCGGAUGAAUUGUGGCACACACCGGAUACACUUCGUCGUUAUCCACCGUAUGCGUUGUCUCCUGGUCAUUCCGAUUUUUACGGUCCAUACUCCGAUUUGGAUGCGGAGGGAUGGCGCGACGAGGUGGACUAUCCGGGCUAUCAUCAAGAUGAAACACCUUGGUCUGAUUAUGUGCCAACUGCCGCCGAGUGGGAUGAGAAUGUUCGAGGAGAUUGGGCUGCGCCAGUCAACGAACCGUUUCGAAAUUUUGGAUUUCGGUAG
This is a messenger RNA of Echinostoma caproni, 1203 nucleotides long. NCBI's taxonomy places the organism in Eukaryota, Metazoa, Platyhelminthes, Trematoda, Plagiorchiida, Echinostomatidae. The record is from the annotation of a GenBank genome assembly.